AUGUCCGUUCCGUCGACCACGUGGUUCUCGUCCUCCUCCCACGUGGUCGUCGCUGCGCUUCUCUGCGUCAUUGCGGCGCGUGCUGCCGCUGCGGAGUGUCUGGUUGGUUCCGGAUUCUACGGAGUUGAUUGCACCGCGUGCCCUGUGUGUCAGAACCUUGGCACGUGCAAAGACGGGCCCGAGGGUGACGGCACGUGCGCCUGCCCGCCCACCACCACGGGGCCUCUCUGCGAGCUCUGCGCGCCCAACUACGACCCUGACACCAAGUGCACCACCAUCCUGGACGCCUGUGCAUCGUACCUAAAUGACACGGCUGCAGAGGACAGCGCGUUCGCCAAGUGGUGCAAGAUGCGACCCAAUGGGGAGUGCAUUACUGAUUUCGACGCCGUGCCGACCCGCUCGACCUGCGGGUGCCAGGCGGGAUUCACCCUUGACGAGGCGACCCAAACAUGUCUUGAUGUUAACGAGUGCAAGAUGAGGCCUUGCGUGGAUGUGAAGUACUCUGUUUGCAUCAAUCUGGUGGGGACAUACAACUGCACGUGCGCAAAAGGUUAUGUGGCUACAUCUGUUGAUUCUCUUAACAUCGUUCGCACAUGUGAGAAGCCAGUUCCUCCUGUGACGACCAAGGUCAUGUUUCCUAUGCCAUGA
Molecule: messenger RNA, 648 nt
Organism: Closterium sp. NIES-65
Lineage: Eukaryota; Viridiplantae; Streptophyta; Zygnematophyceae; Desmidiales; Closteriaceae
Source: the annotation of a GenBank genome assembly